Messenger RNA from Echinostoma caproni, 2817 nucleotides. The record is from the annotation of a GenBank genome assembly. Lineage: Eukaryota; Metazoa; Platyhelminthes; Trematoda; Plagiorchiida; Echinostomatidae.
AUGGUAAGGGAGGGGAAACGCAUCGCAGAUUCUGAGUUGCACGAACUGAGAGCCACCAUCGAUGCAUUACGUUCCCAAACUGGAUUCGGGCUGUCCAAGCUUUGGCCCAAACCACAGCAACACUCAAACGACACAGUCGGUAGCAAAACCAAUGCAGAACGUGGGAAGACCACGACUGGCUCUUCAAUCAGUCUUACCGGGCAGACGACACAACAACCAGACCGAUCCGAUUCGGUUCAGCCUGUUUCGCAGUCGGUACUUUCAUCACCGCACAAGGGGGUCACCCAGUCCACGUCGAAAGAGAGCGAGCUUGGUUCGAAGAAGAAUACCGGAUGGUUUCGCACUUCGAUCGGCAAAGCAUUUCGAAAAAAAUCUUCCACACUGCCAGUGGUCACGACCACUGCCGGCGAAACAUUGGCCACUGGAGUGGUGAACCAGUGUCACCUUCCGAACGUACCGAAUCCGGACCACGAACCAAUCGCAAAUGCAAACGCAGAUCAAACGGUGCUCGGUGAUCAACCCACCACCGCGAACUUUGUCCAGACUGCUGUGUCAAAACCGACCAAUUCCAAUUCCGGGCUAACUGUAUCUCCUAAAACAACCGCCACGGGGAUCAAUGGUCUAUCUCCGUCCAGUUCGUCCACCUCUUCUUCCUGCUCGUGGGGAGCAAGCAGUUCGACGAAUCAUGCACCCGGCACGUUGAGCCCAGGUGGUCGAACGAGUUCGAGUGCGACAAACAGAAGCACAGAUUGGAAAUUACCACCGUUGUCCAGUUCAACUGGAUUCGAUUUUGGACGUGUGGAUGAAUUGGCUUCGAUCCAUGGCCGUGUCCCGGAUCCCUCGGUCAGCCAGUCAGACGGAAUGGGUCACGAGGUGGGAACUUUGCGAAGUCUUAGCUCUACACACAGCCCGACGAAUAGCAGUUCCGUUCACUCCAGUGAACCGACCGGACAGCUAGACACAAGCGGCCGAUCGACUUGGGACACAGCACAACUUCAAGCCGAACUGGCUCGACUUCGCAGUCAGCUGAACGAACGCGAACUGAAAUUGACCGACGUCCAGUUGGAGGCGCUGGCCAGCACACAUCAAGUCAACCAGUUGCGCGAUCAAAUCUCCCGACUCUAUUCGGAAUUGCAACACUUGCGCUCGGACAAUGAACGGUUGCACAUGCUAGUGCAGCAUGAGGCAACCGCCGGGCACCGGGACACCGCAGCAGCGGCGGCGGAAGAAGUUAAAGAAGGAGUGGGCGAAUCACGUCCGUCUCGUCCGGAAACACCGACCAAUCCGGGUGAAAUGUCUCCGUGUAACAGACAUUGUCUAUGUGGCUCACAGAUCGAUUUACUGAGUGGAUUGGACUGUCCAGUUGUGGAAUCAAACAGAGCACCAACCAGUGUACUGUGGUCUGUGGUCAGUAUCCAGCUGGGCAGUGUAACUCAAUGUCCCACAGACGGGUAUCAUAUUGGUUUGAUUAAUCUCAAGGAAUAUCCAACCUGGGAGGGAUUGGAUUAUCGAUUGAGUUGUAUGUGGACCGAAUACGUGCGGCACCUUGAUCCGACGGAUCGACUGGGUCUACGCAACAGUCGCCUUCUAACGUUGCGAGUAAAUGGAACGCGGAGCGACCGUCCAAUUGCCCGGAAUUCUAUCGAGCUAGACGGAAUAACACAGCUCGCCUCGGUCGAGGGUGAGCUGGCGUGUCUGGUUCAGGAGGCACAGAUGGCUCCGCAAUCGCGUACCGUGGUUCUUGCCCAACUGGUCGACCCCGACUCUGGACAUGUUCCAAAUAGUCUGGGUGAAUGGGCAUUAGAAUAUCUGUUACCACCGGGACGUAUGGAACAAUGGAUAAGUUGUUUAACCCGGUAUCGAUGUUCUGUGUUUUACGCUGUGGUGGAUUAUGAACUGCUCGCCGUAGUCCGUGCUCUCACUUGUCAUCUUCAAUUCACCGGGCUUGUCACACGAGUCAUUCAUCGUCCACUGGAAGCCAAUCUGGACGAUACUCUGCUCUGGCUAAGACAACAACUGACUCUUCCUACCGGUCCGGUCGCGAUUGUUCUCAACUGCACGAACACGAUCGGAAUCCAGUCGCUGUGUGAUUUCCUCGCUCAGGUGCACUGUUUGUGUGACGAUAUUGCGUCAUCCACCACAGCACUUGACCAGGACCACCCGGUGCAUCCGUCUGUCGGAGGCAGAAAAGCCUCCAACUACAUCUUGGUCACAUUAUCCGUUGGCGAAAAUGAUCACGUGCCACCCAUUGACAGUGUUCCCAUGGAUGGUGCACACUCGCGAUGCUUCAUCAAUGCGAGUAGUUGUUGGAUUCCGAUCGACGCAUGGUCCCGGGCGGAGGCCGAUUUGCGAUUACAUCAUGGACUGAUGCGACAGUUCAUUCAUCAAACAGUAGAUAAACUGCUUGACGAGGUGCGCCUAAACACACCACGUUCGUUUCGGUUAAUGCAGUUUAUGUCUUCCGUAGUCCAGUGGCUGAAAGAGGUAUGGACGCAUGUCAAUCAGUUUGUGCAAAACCUGAACUCCAGUGGCGAAAAUGAUCUCAUCGAACUCCCCCCGACACUGUUUGAUCACUUGCCGCUCGCAGAUCCCGGGCGUUGUGCUCAAGCAUUUGUAGACUGUUGGAACGGCACUAUUGUGCCACACUUGCGUGCCAAGUUUGAACAACGACGAGCAGCCAGUGGGAGCGUUUGUGAUGGCCCAGAUCCACGUGAUUGGCUUGUGGAUCACUGGCCUUGGAAAAGUGUAUCAGAACUUGCCAAAAAAUCCACGGAACUUCACACUGUAAUAACUCCGUUGGCUUCAACCAAACCGUGA